AUAGAGUCUAGUCCUAGAGGUUUUGACAGUCAGGAUGUGCAGAAGGAUGACAGAAAAACUGAAAAAGGAAUGGUCAGAAGAGUAUCAGCUGAUGACAGCUCCAGUCUUCAUAGUAUUGACAAGAAUAAAAAUUUGGUUGGGAUUAGAGCAAAAUUGUAUAACCUCAUCUCUCGUCGACCUACACAAGAAGAUCUCUACAAAAGAGGAAUUAUAAAAGAUGCUGUAUUUGGAUCAAAGCUGCAUGAACUGUGUGAAAGAGAAAAAGUGAAUGUGCCAAAUUUUGUACAGAGGUGCAUAGCAGCUGUGGAAUCAAAAGGAGUCACCCAUGAUGGGCUUUACCGUGUCAGUGGGAACUUGGCAGAAAUACAGAAACUGCGCUGUGCUGUAGACACCGAUGAUGCUUACAAUUUGUGUGAUGAACAGUGGGACAUCCAUGUACUUACCGGUGCCUUGAAAUUGUUCUUUCGUGAAUUAAAGGAACCUGUUUUCCCAUUUAACAUGUAUGACAGAUUUGUUGAUGCUAUUAAAAAGGAAACAAGAAAAGACAAACUGUCAUCUUUUAAAUCAGCAGUGGCAAACCUGCCUGCAUGUAACCAUGCUACACUGAAGGAAUUGUUUAAACAUCUUUGCAAAGUAAUGGACGCCAGUCACGUGAACCGCAUGCAGACUCAGAACUUAGCCAUUGUUUUUGGACCAACAUUAUUAUGGCAGGAAUCACCAGGAGAAGGUUUAGCAGUUCAAACAGUGUACCAGAGCAGGAUUGUGGAGUUUAUUUUGUUAGAAUACAAUGAAUUAUUUAAAUAA
This is a messenger RNA of Candidula unifasciata, 804 nucleotides long. Lineage: Eukaryota; Metazoa; Mollusca; Gastropoda; Stylommatophora; Geomitridae. The record is from the annotation of a GenBank genome assembly.